Messenger RNA from Plasmodium inui San Antonio 1, 2586 nucleotides. RefSeq lists its product as hypothetical. The coding region runs from base 1 to 2586 and encodes 861 amino acids. Gene Ontology annotation, cellular component: signal recognition particle, endoplasmic reticulum targeting. NCBI's taxonomy places the organism in Eukaryota, Apicomplexa, Aconoidasida, Haemosporida, Plasmodiidae. Gene Ontology annotation, molecular function: ribosome binding; 7S RNA binding; protein binding. The record is from RefSeq and is a predicted model, not a curated record. Gene Ontology annotation, biological process: SRP-dependent cotranslational protein targeting to membrane. The transcript has a single exon.
AUGAGCAAUGCCCAAGCGGACGCGUCGGAAAUCUUCCCGUUGGACGAAAUAAAAUCCCAUUUUGAAUCGAAGAAAUAUGAACAUGUGCUUAAUUUAACGAAGAAGAUUUACUCCAGUGAGCAGUGCGAUGAGUACGCGCUGAGGGCUAGGUACUACUGCCUCAUUGAGAGGGGGGAGUUUACCAGGCUGUUUCACGAAAUUAUGCACAUGUUGGUGGGAGGCGAUGAAUCGAAGAACGUUGCACAGGGUGGUAUCGGUGCGUCCACGGUCGGUAAAAAGAGGAGAAUCACAUUUAAGGACCUCUUCCAAGGAAACUAUGCAUGCAUUAAGAGGAAAAACGUUCUAUUCGAGCUGUUCUAUUGUAUGUACAAAUUGAAGAAGCUAAAAAAACUGAACGGAUGUUUGAAGUACGUAGCUGAGAAGGAAGAGAAUGUGCCCCAGUUUAUGGAUGUACUCCUGGCAGAGGUAAAUUUCAGACUACACCAUUUCGAAGCGUCUAUUGCUUGGUACGAAAAUUUGGUAGAGUGCCAAAAUGCCAAGCAGGCAGUGGCGGCCUCGAUUAAUAUCAACAGUGGGUACUUCUCCCUUUACUUCAGACUUUUAUAUGAGUAUAAUUUUUUGCGAAGUGUUAACUCGAGAGUCAGUUCUGAUAAAGCGAAACAGAAAGACAUCGAAGAGGUGAAAAAUCAAAUCGUAACAAACACGGAUGGUUUUAAAUUUGAAGAAGAAAGGGAUAGUUUUGAGCAGAUAUUUAACUAUGCCACUUUUUUUAUAGUUGAGAAAAAUUACACUGAAGCGGUAAAAUUUCUCGAUUUGGCAGAUGCCAUCUGUAGGAGCACCUUUGUGGGGGGAAGCUCUUCUGAUUCUGGCAUCGCGGAAGGGGUGGAAGAACGGGACCAAGAAAGGGCUAACAACACGGAUGACCGUGCGGAUGAUGAAGAGGAUAACCCACGGGGCCACACAGAAGAGACAGGAAAACGCUCAAGUGCUGAUAGUGCCAGAGUUUCUCUCCUUCGAGAGGAUGUACUAACGAACAAACGGACGCUCGUCCAGUUACAGAGGGCUUACGUAUACUCGAAGUCAAACCGCCUGAAGGACGCCAUAGCGAUAUAUGAAAGCGUCUUGGAAAGCUACCCGGAAAAGGACCAAAAGGGAGACGCCGCAAGUAGUGGCAGACUCAUCCCUCUGGUGGCCUACAACAACUACCUCGCACUGAGGCAUAACUGUGAAAGUCAAAGUGUGUGCCAUGUGAAGCCGAGAGGGAAGAGCGCACUCGGGUCGUCGGGGCCUCCCCCAUCGGGAAAAUCCCCAUCUGGAUAUGCUCCAUCCGGAUCGCCCCCCACCUUCUCCCUCAGCCAGGACAAACUAAACAAAAUUAAAAGCCACCUACGAAUGAGCAGAUGUGACCCCCACAAGGGUGCGAGCCAAUUUAUGCAAUCCAUAGCUCUCUUCAAUGAGUGCGUAUACAGCCUGAAGAACGACCAGAAGGAUGAAUUCAAAUCUAAGUUGAGAAGUUUUACAACACGCUUUGGAAAUUCGAUUCUGCUAGAUAAGCUAAUAGCUCUUUUUUUAAAAAGCGAAAAUGCACACAUCAAAUGUAAGCACCACCUCUUAAAGAACAUCCAUCUCAUGUACUCUCAUCAGAACAAGAUCAAGUUUCUCAACGCCUACUUAUCUUUAUGCUAUGAGAAAAAAAGCUUCACAGAGAUAGUAAAAAUGUAUUGGAAGUAUGAAUACGUUUUUAAGAUGGACGCCCAUCACUACCGUACUUUUUUCUCCAACUUGUUUUAUAUUUAUAUAUGUGCUCAUUAUGUAGGGGAGUCGGUUCCCCUGAUGGGGAAGAAUAAUGCCUCCCUCCCCAGCGUCCCUAGCGGUUCUGCCAAGGGUGGCGACGAUCAGGGUGCCCACGGUGAUGGUAUCGCCACACCGCGUAACCUCCCCCUAGUGAUUGACCUCUUCAACAAAUACAAACAAGCUAUCAGGACAGAUUUAAAAAUCGUUAAUUACGAGACAGUUUUUCUAGUAAGCAAAUAUUUACUACAACAUGGGAAGGAAGAGCUGCUCACGGACCUCUUCGAUCAUUUGACUAAGCAUGUCAAAAACGAUUUUCACUUUUUCUCUUGCUUCACUUAUAUAUAUACGUAUAUCAAUAUGGAACUUACACAUAAAUAUGAAGAUAAAUUGAAGAAGGCCGUUCUCACCGAGACCUACCUUAUCGAUGUAGAGGAUCUGGAGAAUAAAAACUUCACUCUGGGCUUCUCCUCCACGGGUGCUACUACUACCCCUGGUGGUGGAAACGUCCAUAGCGAUUCCCCCUGCACAGUCCCCAUCGAUAGGAACAAAAAAAAACGAAAGCGAUCGAAGAAGACAAAGAAUAAAAAGGACGGGAUGGGUAACCACGCUGGUUACGACCCAGAGAAGUGGCUUCCGAAGCAUGAGAAGACCGGGUUUAAGAAGUCCAAGAAGAAGAAGCAGAAGAUGGCGGAGGCCCCCUCCAAACCGAAGGUGGUCGUCGUGGAGGAGCCCAAGAACAACCCAGCCGGCUCCUCCAAGCUCCAGGGGUUGAAGAAGCGCCGCAAAAAGUGA